AAUGUCUCAAAACAAUACAAUGAAUGAAAUAAAACCAUUCGACUAUGCCGAAAAACUAAAGGAAUGUUCCAUUAUGGAAGCCGAAUUGAACGAUAUUAUGGAUCAAGUUCGAAAUCAUACAAAAAGUAAUAUAGAUGUUCAACUUCGGAUUGCAAAUAUAAACACUACAACAAUUGCAUCUGGCUAUAAACUUUUAGAUGUUGUUGGUAAACUUGACGAAGAAUAUGGGCAUGUAAAUGACUUACAAAAGCAGAUUUUGAAAACUAUGCAUUCGUAUGAAGGCGAGAUGAAGAAAGUUCAAGAAAAUCUAUUAAAACGCAUGGAAAAGCCUAUGGCUGUUUUAGAGGGCGAAACGGAGGAGUCAUAA
Messenger RNA from Dimorphilus gyrociliatus, 367 nucleotides. The record is from the annotation of a GenBank genome assembly. Lineage: Eukaryota; Metazoa; Annelida; Polychaeta; Dinophilidae.